AUAAACUUUAUUAUUAGUUUGCUUGGAUUCAUUAGUUUCUACAAUAAAGCUUAUAAUGCUAUUCUAAUAAUUAUUAAUAAAUACUCGAAGUACGCUCUAUACAUUCCAAUAAUAAUACAGCUUAUAAGCAGCAAUCUAGCAAAUAUUAUGCUAUAG
Cryphonectria parasitica EP155 is the source of this 156-nucleotide messenger RNA. RefSeq lists its product as uncharacterized. Lineage: Eukaryota; Fungi; Ascomycota; Sordariomycetes; Diaporthales; Cryphonectriaceae. The transcript has a single exon. The annotation marks the transcript as partial. The record is from RefSeq and is a predicted model, not a curated record.